CGCGUCAUUAAUGUAUGUAUCUACUCUACAACUCCAAUGGACGUGAACUCUAUCAUCCAAGCUGUGCAGGAAGCCUCGAUGGAAGGACUAGACUCAUUUGCUCGUUCGCUGAUACAAGAACAGCUCCCUACCGACUAUAUCGAAACCCUCAGUGACAAGGAUAAGACGGAUGUGUUACGCGCUUGCCUGCUCGUGUACAUCCUCACGGCUACAACCAUUGUUCCACGAGUAUUCCAGCUAGAAGCCAUUCUUGCAACAUUGAAUGGCCAUGACAGCAUAAUUACAGCCGGUACAGGCUGCGGAAAGACCUUGUGUCUCAUAAUUCCGAAUCUACUUCGUCCAGACACUAUCAGUGUGACGAUUUCACCUCUGAAACGUCUCCAGAUCACACAGGUGAAUGAAUGCAUGAAAUACGGCAUAUCUACAAUAUCAAUCAAUGAAGACACCCCAAAUGAUGCGUUGCUCUGGCAGUCAAUUUGUGCUGGAAAGUACAAGCAUUUGAUUGUCUCACCAGAACAACUGUCAAUGUUCAAUGGUCAUCUACCACGUCUUGCACGGCUCAGGCAGAAUACAUAA
Suillus fuscotomentosus is the source of this 576-nucleotide messenger RNA. RefSeq lists its product as uncharacterized. The record is from RefSeq and is a predicted model, not a curated record. The coding region runs from base 37 to 576 and encodes 179 amino acids. Gene Ontology annotation, biological process: double-strand break repair via homologous recombination. The transcript has 3 exons. Gene Ontology annotation, molecular function: ATP binding; nucleic acid binding; 3'-5' DNA helicase activity. Gene Ontology annotation, cellular component: cytoplasm; chromosome. NCBI's taxonomy places the organism in Eukaryota, Fungi, Basidiomycota, Agaricomycetes, Boletales, Suillaceae.